AAACACCCAAAGGCGAAAGUUCUUAACUAUCUGAAAUCAUAGGAUAUGUGAAUUGAUACAAUAUCACAUUACUCUAUAAAUCAUCGCGUAAUUCAACCAGCAAUAUAUAUUCAUUGAACCAAAUUCUUCAUUUUGAACAUGACGAGUUUUUCAUCCUGUGGAUUGACAGAAGAAGAAAUAGAAAAGUUGAGAAUAUCUCAUAAGGAAAUAUCUAAGGAUCCGAAGGCCAUGCAAAAAUUAUUCUACGAGUAUUUCAAGCAGUAUCCUCACAACCAGAAAUUUUUUCCAUUCAGAGAUGUUCCGUUAGAGGGUUUGUUCGAUGAUACAGAAUUCAAGAGACAAUGUGCCCUCGCUUCGGCCUAUAUGAAUGCUUGUAUAGAAAAUCUUGAGGACUAUGAUGUCGUAGAAAAAAUCUUGCUCAAUUUAGGAAAGAAUCACAGAAAGUAUCGCAUACCAUCUGAAUCAUUCUGGGAAUCACGAGACGUCAUUGUUGAAGGUAUUUCUGAGUUGGUUGACGAGGAAACCCAUAAAAUCCACGAAAAAUAUUGGGAUUUCAUUUUCGGUACCGUACUGAGGGGAAUGGGGAACUGAAUUGAGCGUAAAAUGAAAUUUUUCUUAUUAGAAUGUAUUUGAAUUAAUUAUGUUUUCGAUAAGAAUUGUAUUAUACUGAUUUCAGACAUAA
This is a messenger RNA of Coccinella septempunctata (seven-spotted ladybird), 682 nucleotides long. RefSeq lists its product as uncharacterized. The record is from RefSeq and is a predicted model, not a curated record. Bases 139 to 591 code for a protein of 150 amino acids. Lineage: Eukaryota; Metazoa; Arthropoda; Insecta; Coleoptera; Coccinellidae. The transcript has 4 exons. Gene Ontology annotation, molecular function: heme binding; oxygen binding.